Molecule: messenger RNA, 1065 nt
Organism: Diaporthe citri
Lineage: Eukaryota; Fungi; Ascomycota; Sordariomycetes; Diaporthales; Diaporthaceae
Exons: 4
Coding region: 1-1065 (354 amino acids)
Molecular function (GO): oxidoreductase activity, acting on NAD(P)H
Source: RefSeq, a predicted model, not a curated record
AUGCAAAAUUAUAGCCUGGUUAGACGAGGUGCUAGCACAGCUGUCCUUGAGCCGACAAAAGUACCAACACUCCCGGAUGAUUACGUGCUCGUGAAGACGAAAGCGGUAGCACUGAAUCCGACCGACUGGACUACGCUCGAUGCAGUUGGCGAUGACGGGACCAUUGUGGGGUGCGAUUAUGCCGGUGUGGUAGAAGAUGUAGGGCGAGAUGCAGCCAAGCGCUUUCGCAAGGGCGACCGCAUCGCCGGAUUUGGCCAUGGAGGAAACGAUGCAAACCCAGAAAACGGGGCAUUCGGCCGGUAUAUUGCCGUCAAAAGCGACAUUCAGAUGCACAUCCCCGACGAUGUCUCCUUCGAGGCCGCGUCCACUGUAGGGGUCGGCGUGGGCACAGUAGGCUACGGCCUCUAUCACGUCCUGAAUCUCCAUUCUCCUGGUCCGGAAUUCAAAGACCAUGAGGAGACUGUUCUCAUUUACGGGGGAAGCACGGCCACUGGCGCACUUGCGAUACAAUUCGCGAAAUUGCGAGUAUCGGGCUACAAUGUGGUUACUACAUGCUCUCCACACAAUUCCGACUACGUGCAGAGCCUGGGUGCUGACAAAGUCUAUGAUUAUCGAGCCCCGGAUGUAGGCCAAAACAUUUUUGAAGAAACCGGAGGGUCCAUCAAGAGAGUCUUCGACACUGUUAGUACGGAGGAUUCUGCAGCGAUUUGUGCUGCGGCGUUCGGGUCUCAUGGGGGCACGUAUUGCAGUCUGCUUGGCGUCGACUGUCCUCGCUCCGACGUCGAGUCUAUAUACUUCCUCGGCUAUGACAUGUCGGGUGAAGCGUACAUAUUUGAAGGGCAUUCCUUCCCAGCGAACCCGGAGGCUUUCAAGUUCGGUCGCAAGUGGAUGAAGAUAGCUGAGGAGCUCUGGGCGAGCCGGAAGUGGCAACCUCACCGCCAAAAGGUAGGGAUAAAUGGACUCUUGGGCGUACUGGACGGCAUGCAAAUGAUGCGUGAAGGUCAAGUCAGCGGUGAGAAGCUUGUCUACCGCGUCGACGAGACGGAGUGGCCGGGUUACGCCUAG